AUGGGAGCAAGGAAGAAGGAAGCCUCCCGCCGGGAGCGGGAGGGUGUCUCAACAGAUGGUAUGGGGAACGUCAAAAUCAAAGGGGAGAAUUUCUACCGAAAUGCCAAAAAGAUCAAGACCUUGAACAUGCUUAAGGAUGGAAAGGCGCAGAGAAAUGCUUCAGGAAAAGUUACCAAAGCCGCCUCAUACCAAUCACGAGAAAUCCCGAAAGCACGAGUCGAGCCAAAUCGGAAAUGGUUUGGGAACACUCGAGUCAUAACUCAAGAGGCAUUGGAGUCCUUCAGGCAGGCUGUGGCGGAACGGGCGGCCGAUCCGUACCAGGUCCUACUCAAGACGAACAAGCUACCGAUGAGCCUCAUCAGGGACAAUGAAAACACCAAGAACGGCGUAAAGCAACACCAGGCCAAGAUCGCUGUGGAAUCUACCCCAUUCGCCGAUACAUUCGGCCCCAAAUCGCAAAGGAAGCGGGUCAAACUCAACGCCGCUUCUGUGGCGGACUUGGCUGGCGAGUCAGUCAAGAUGCACGACAACUACUUGGAGCGGCUGGAAGAGAACAAAUUGCUCAGUGGGCAGACGGUCGAGGAGCAGCUGCAAAGAGAGCAAGACGGAGAACUAACAACAGCCCGCGAACCGAUCUUCUCUAAAGGUCAGAGCAAACGGAUAUGGAAUGAGUUGUACAAAGUCAUCGAUUCGUCCGAUGUCGUGAUUCAUGUCUUGGACGCUCGAGAUCCCGAGGGAACGAGAUGUCGUAGUGUGGAAAAGUACAUUCGCGAAGAGGCGCCGCACAAGCACCUGGUCUUCGUCCUCAACAAAUGCGACCUCGUGCCGACUAAGGUAGCGGCUCAAUGGGUGCGGUUGUUAUCAAAAGAAUACCCAACGCUGGCAUUCCAUGCGUCCAUGACGAAUUCCUUUGGCAAAGGCUCCCUGAUUACGCUUUUACGACAAUUUUCGAUUUUGCAUGCAGCAAGAAAACAGAUCUCCGUGGGCUUCAUCGGAUACCCGAACACCGGCAAGUCCUCGAUCAUCAACACUUUACGGAAGAAACGAGUUUGCACUGUGGCACCAAUUCCUGGUGAGACGAAAGUGUGGCAGUACAUCACUCUUAUGAAGAGAAUCUACCUCAUCGACUGCCCGGGAGUCGUGCCACCUAGUCACGGCGACUCGGAAGAGGACAUCCUCCUCCGGGGUGUCGUCCGGGUCGAAAACGUUGAACACCCGGCACAAUAUAUCGAGGCGGUGUUACGGCGGACUCAAACACGCCAUAUUGAACGGACCUAUGAAGUUAAAGCUGCAGAUUACAAUGAGGAUCCAAUAGAGUUCCUCAGUAUUCUCGCCCGGAAGGGCGGGAGAUUACUGAAAGGCGGCGAGCCUGACGUCGACGGCGUUGCGAAGAUGGUACUGAAUGAUUUCCUACGCGGCAAGAUUCCGUGGUUUACGCCUCCACCGAGAAGAGAGGGUAUGGAGCCAUCUGGCGAAGACGAAUCGGCAAGAGUAGUUGAAGGACGUGAAGGUCGUCUCGGUGAGAUGCCUGGUAAGAGAGAAGCCACGGCAGCCGGCUUGGAUGAAGACGACCAGGAAGCCGAAGGCGACUCAGAACAUGAAGAACAAGGCCAAUCCAGUGACAGUGAUAAUGAGUCAGAGGACGAGAAUUCUACACAUCAAGCUGUCGAUGAUUUUGGAGGGUUUGACGACGAAAAUGACGACACGAGUGCCGCUGAGAGCGACGGCGAUGGCGGAACGCAGUUGUGA
Capronia epimyces CBS 606.96 is the source of this 1749-nucleotide messenger RNA. RefSeq lists its product as uncharacterized. Gene Ontology annotation, molecular function: GTP binding. Gene Ontology annotation, cellular component: nucleolus. The record is from RefSeq and is a predicted model, not a curated record. Lineage: Eukaryota; Fungi; Ascomycota; Eurotiomycetes; Chaetothyriales; Herpotrichiellaceae. The transcript has 3 exons. Bases 1 to 1749 code for a protein of 582 amino acids.